Trematosphaeria pertusa is the source of this 2477-nucleotide messenger RNA. RefSeq lists its product as uncharacterized. Gene Ontology annotation, molecular function: cysteine-type endopeptidase activity. The record is from RefSeq and is a predicted model, not a curated record. The transcript is spliced from 3 exons. Lineage: Eukaryota; Fungi; Ascomycota; Dothideomycetes; Pleosporales; Trematosphaeriaceae. Gene Ontology annotation, biological process: proteolysis. Bases 31 to 2463 code for a protein of 810 amino acids.
GCGUACCUCAAAUGACCGGUCUCGAGAAGAAUGGAAACUGUACAGAGCUCCAUAGCUAGGCGUGCUUUACUGAUCGGUAGCUCUUACGACGAGCUACGCGGAACCGAAAACGAUGUGGCGACUAUGGCUGAGGUCCUCCGCAGCUAUGGCUUCCAUGUAGAUGACGCGAACUACGUCAAGAAACUCUGUGGCGCAGAUGCUACUCGCAAGAAGAUCCUACAAGCUUGGGAAGACAUCAUAUCGAGUACAUCUUGGGACGACGCCGUGGUUAUAUACUACUCCGGCCAUGGUGGACUUGCCCAACCGAAGCGAUCCGAUGCGUCUUCCGAGCAUUCUAAAAAUAUUCAGUUUCUGGUCACCACUGACUUCAACCUCGCCACCGAUGAAUGGCUCGGCAUCAUGGGCGACGAGAUCUCCAACUGGCUGCUACGAACAACAGGCAAGACGCGCAACGUCACCUACAUAUUGGAUUGCUGUCACUCGGCACGCUUGGGCCGUGGUCCCCGCGGCGCGGUCUCGCGGAAGCAGUCUUCAUUCGACUACGACGUCCUCGCGGAGCACCGGCUGAGGCUUCGUGAGGGGAACAAGAUGCUGGAGAACGAGUUCUGGACUAACCCGGACGUAGUGCGCAUUGCUGCGGCCGCGGACCUAGAGCCCGCGUGGCAGUAUCAGAACACUCGGGGGCAGUACGUCGGCAUCCUGACCGAGAAGCUUGCCGAGAUGAUGAAGGAUGCUAGCGGUCAGAUGUCCUGGCGGAACAUCAUGCUCGGCACCAAGGCCCUAGUGGAGCGCGCCUUCGAUGACGACGACUUCCAAAAGCCCCGAUCCGCCGGCGCUGACACCAGAAUUCCCUUUUCGCUAGACAGGGGCCCGUUCUCUGCUCUUCUCGCCGAGGUUGGACCAGAGUUUACAACCAUCAGCGGCGGGAAAGUCCACGGGCUUCAAGCAGGAGACGUGUACACGCUAGUGCCGUUCAGAACCGAGGGACGCGACGCCCACACUACGCCGACUACGGGGCGCCGAGCCACAAUAUGGAAAACUAACGGCUUCAAGGCAGUUGCGCUAGAUGUCUCCACGGAAAGUUAUCCCUUCACAGAGGCCUUGGCACUUCCAUAUUCUCGCCGACGGCGCUGGCCCAUGUCCGUGUCGGGGAGCGUCCAGCAUGCCGAGGAGCUGUUUAGCAAGUCUCCCUUUUUCAGUCGUUGUGAAGCAGGAGAGAAGGCAACGGUAGAGCUAAAGGAAGGCGAAAACAGUGGCGAGAUCGCUCUCUUCGCUGGCGGGACGCAACUCGGAUCAGGCCAAGCGAACAAUCCCUGGAACGUGGAGAAGCUCAUCUCGAUCGCACACACGUUCGCGGAAGCUCAAGCGAUUCUGACGUUGGAGGGAGGCACAGGCGAUGAAAAAUUCAAGCAUGGUCUAAAGAUUGAGAUAGGUGCUGUUCAGGAUUAUGAAGGGAAUCCUAGACUGGAAUUCAGCGCUAACUCGGCCGAAAAACCUGGACAGCUUGGUUUGGCCGCUGGGGAGCAAUACUACAUUCGAUUCCAGCUUAACGAUGACCUAGGGGUCUUCAUAAACACGUUCCGGAUCGACGCCUCAGGCAAAGUCACACUCGUCUCCCGGGCGUGGGAGACUGGAGUUCAUCUGUAUCAGGGGCAUGACUCUGAGACUCUCGCGCAGCGUCGCCUCCCAAUGAAAGGAAUACCCAUCGAGUGGCCAGUGGCCGUCCCGAAAGCUCCAUUUGUCCAAGAGCACUUCGUCUUUGUGCUAUCCAAGAAGCCGGUUGACUUGCGCUGGUUAGAGGCGGCUUCGCCCGAAGAGUAUCUGAUAGCUAGAGGAAGAGACGGUCGACCCCACGCGGCUCGGGACGAAGUCAACCCAUAUGACGUCGUACAGGUCCCGUACAUGUUGCGCAUGGCAGAAAAAACCGAAGAGGCUGAUGCCAUAACACAGAAAUCGAUCACGGGGCCCCAGCUCCCGACACCCGAGGACAUGGAGGAAUGGGACGAGCUUUCCUCUGAGUUAAAGAAUGUGGCUGACGUCGAGGCAAAGGGUAUGCUCGGAGGCAUCAUGCGAACGCUCAAAGGUAUUCCCAAGUGUGUAUGGGUUGUGAACCAGCAUAACGAGGAGAUCACCGUCGUGAUUUCCCAGUUCAGUCCCACCUACGACCUCACCGAGGGAGGCAUCAACGUCUCUGCAAGUGGUGGCGGCAUCAAUUUCACCAGGACAUUGUGGCGAGCUCCAUCCGCGUUGAAGGUGCUUGCACCACAGGCUGAAAAUGCCACCGACUCACUAGUGUCAAUGCCAUUCUGGACACGGAAAGAUGGUUUUGGUGUCAUCUCGAUCUUCGUUGGCCCCGAAAAGAGACUACUAAUUGGUAAUGACCGCGUGCCGAUGGGCGCAAGGGUCUAUUUCCAGGGUUCGCCAGAGCUGAAGAUCGUUGAAUACGACUCAAAGAAUAGUUAAGUAAUGUAAACUAG